Linum trigynum is the source of this 674-nucleotide messenger RNA. Lineage: Eukaryota; Viridiplantae; Streptophyta; Magnoliopsida; Malpighiales; Linaceae. The record is from the annotation of a GenBank genome assembly.
CCUUACCCUUUCCGAUCCCUCAUUUAUCCAUGAAAUGGAGGAGAUUUCUCAGUGCUCAGCGAAGUAAACAGAGUGGGUGGAGCAAGUUUGCUCACAUCCUGCUCAAGAUCACCUUUCUGCUACCACGCUAGAAGAGGUGGAGGAUGACAAAGGCUACGGGGACGUUGAGGAGCAUACAGAAGUUAUCACAGAGAACUCCCAUGACAUGAUCAGGAAAGUCCUCUGGUUGCAGAUCAUACCUUUCCUCAUUUCUGCUCUAACAUGUUGGGCCCGUGCGAGGAGAUGCAAGAUGAUCCCAUUGAAGAAAUUGCUUGGCGACUUGCUCUCCAAUCUGUUCUAGAAGAAGAAGAGCGAGCAAGGAUGAGGAAGGAAGUUGUGGAGGAGGAGGAAGAAAGCAAAGAAGAGGUAAUUCUUGAUCUUUUCCAAGGGGAGAGACCACAUUUUGAAGAAGGAAGGGAGGUUGAGGAAGCAAUUGGCGUCCUGGCUGAGGAUGAAGUUGAGGUGGAAGAGGCUUGCACCGGCCCUAUGUUACAUUUGAUAUCUCCACCAAACUUCGAGGAGCUGCUUGGCAAGGACCCAUUUGCAGUGUCUCUUUGCCAGACCAAGACCACAUCAACAUCAAUCCCUCUUGGUGGAUGCGAUGGUGGUCAAUAGAAUAUAUCUUAUCUGGUUUG